AUGUCCACAACACAAGCACCACCAACAACGGCCUCUCCCCCAGAAGGCGCCUUCCCCCUCCCUCCCCUCCUAACUUAUCCCUCCUCGCCCGCCGGCUCCCCCGUUCUCAUCACCCAGGGCGCCGAGGCGCGCCUCUACCGCACAACUUUCCUCUCCCCCGACCUCCCCGCCGCCCUCAAGUACCGGCCCCGGAAGCCCUACCGCCACCCGACCCUCGACGCCCGUCUCACCCGCGCCCGCAUCCUCGCCGAGGCCCGCGUCCUCGCAAAAUGCCGCCGCGAGGGCUGUCCCGUCCCGGCCCUCUACGCCCUCGACGAGGCCGCCGGCUGGCUGAUGCUCGAGUGGAUCCCCGGCGCCCCUGUGAGAGUGCGCAUCAACGAGUGGCUGGACGGCAUCGUCGGAGGCGGUGACGCCGAGGGUGAUGCCGAGGGCCGCGGGGAAGUCGGAGGAGCAGGCUCUGUGGAAGCGGCCGCGCGCCGGCGCGAAACACAAGACGCGGGAGACGAGACGGCCGGGCGCGAGAGACGAGACGCGGCGGACCUCACCGGCCUCAUGCGCCGCAUGGGGGCCGCGAUAGGCAGGAUGCACAAGAUCGGCAUCGUCCACGGCGACCUGACGACCUCCAACAUGAUGCUGCGGCCGCCCAAGCCGACUUCUUCCUCCGCCACAACCGCUGCAAUCCCGCCUACAGACGACGCAGCGCCAUCGUCGCCAUCGUCCCCACUCGACGGCGACGUCUUCAUCAUCGACUUCGGCCUCGCCAGCCAGAGCACCUCGGACGAGGACCGCGCCGUCGACCUAUACGUCCUCGAGCGCGCCUUUGGCAGCACUCACCCGCGCGCCGAGGUUUACUUCCGUGACGUCCUCGACGCCUACCGCGACUCGUACAAGCAGGCGCCCGUCACGCUCAGGAAGCUCGAGGACGUUAGGAUGCGCGGACGCAAGAGGAGCAUGAUCGGCUAG
Molecule: messenger RNA, 963 nt
Organism: Colletotrichum higginsianum IMI 349063
Lineage: Eukaryota; Fungi; Ascomycota; Sordariomycetes; Glomerellales; Glomerellaceae
Product: serine/threonine-protein kinase BUD32
Exons: 1
Coding region: 1-963 (320 amino acids)
Biological process (GO): protein phosphorylation
Cellular component (GO): nucleus; cytosol; EKC/KEOPS complex
Molecular function (GO): protein serine/threonine kinase activity; ATP binding
Source: RefSeq, a predicted model, not a curated record